Messenger RNA from Ruditapes philippinarum (Manila clam), 1402 nucleotides. RefSeq lists its product as uncharacterized. The transcript has 4 exons. The record is from RefSeq and is a predicted model, not a curated record. The annotation marks the transcript as partial. Lineage: Eukaryota; Metazoa; Mollusca; Bivalvia; Venerida; Veneridae.
AGCGUCCUCACUGAAAAGUGGUUAAAAUCACAUUAACAGUUUACUUAAGGCAGUUAUUUCUUUUACAAACGGAGAGUUUAUACGCACUAUCAUGGCAUACUUGUGCUAGCUAUAAUAAUCAUUCUGGCAUGAUAUGUAUGUUGUUUUUUUCAAUAUGUGAAAUUAUUCAUGCACUCAACAAAGGAACAAUUUAUGCGUCAACAGAAAAUGUGUCGUGUAGAAUGUUGAUAGAGCUCUGAAUCGGAGCCUUCAAGACACGCCAGUGGUUAAAGUGGGAAAUACAAAAGUUUGCAAGCAAUGGCUUCAUAUAGCCCUAAACUGUUAGAUAAGAAAUACAAUAACUGGGUUAAAGCUCAGUUAGCUGUGUUGUUUACUAAAGAAGGAGUUGAACCUUUUGUUUGUACUGAAAUUCAACAAUUUCAGUUGAAAUGUCUGCAUGAUAUAUGGUACUUAAAUAGCUUAUUUAGUGGGACUUGCUGUUCAAGUUGCUGUACGGAAAAUGUUGUUAAUUGCCCUACUGACAAAAUAUGUAAAUUAAGGCGUGGGAAAUGCACGUAUCAUCGAAAUGUUGCGACAAGGUACAGUUCUUCUGGCUGUCCUAACAAGAUAUGUCAUAACUUCAAAACUAAAAUACAAAAUGCGCAUAGGUUUAAGGGUCCGUCGUACAAAAACAGUGAUGCUACCCAGUGGUGCAGUAAUUUCUGGGAAGUAGCAAAGUGCUUCAUGCCCCCAGAUGGAUACAAAGAAAAGGCAUCUGCAACAGAAACAGACUUUAAUGGUAUUAUUAGCGUUAUCCUUAAUUACAAAGACUUUCAGGGGAAAAUACGUGAAAACCUCAACAGUAAGAAAAAUAUGUUUGAAGAGGCGAGAGUAAUUGGAAGAAAUGUGCGACAUUCAUCAGAACUUGAAGUAGAAGAUUCAGAUCUCCAGAAUUACUUUCAACUAUUACAGAAAUUACUUUCUGACCCCGUGUAUUUAGGUACAAAUACGCAUGCGCAGCAUGCUAAGCAGAAACUUAUACAGUUAGAAAAUGACACUCUAGUCAUUGGAAAAGAUGAUAUAAGAAAAGUACUAGACGAUGUGGCAACCAUAAUUCAAGACAAGAUGAAGGCUGGAUUAGAUGAUCAAUAUGACAGAAUUAAACUAGAUAUGAUAAAGGGAAAACAAGAAGAUCUCUUAUCUCUAGAAUCAAAAACUGCCGAGGGUAUGACACAGAUACAAGAUAAAACUGAUGCUUCUGUGAAAAGAUUAAAUGACGAAAGGGACAAAGAAAUUGAUACAAUUCAUAAACAAGGAGAUAAAGAACGAACAGACCUGGCUGAAUUAGGAAAGACGUUACAAAAAGAACUGAACACAGCAAGUAAAGCCGAAAAAGAAGAACAGUAUAUUGAUUUUAAACAAA